Molecule: messenger RNA, 2085 nt
Organism: Penicillium mononematosum
Lineage: Eukaryota; Fungi; Ascomycota; Eurotiomycetes; Eurotiales; Aspergillaceae
Product: DNA-dependent ATPase RAD54
Exons: 6
Coding region: 1-2085 (694 amino acids)
Biological process (GO): reciprocal meiotic recombination; double-strand break repair via synthesis-dependent strand annealing
Cellular component (GO): nucleus
Molecular function (GO): ATP-dependent chromatin remodeler activity; hydrolase activity, acting on acid anhydrides; ATP binding
Source: RefSeq, a predicted model, not a curated record
AUGUCCAGGAAGCGCAACACCGACUCCGUGGAAGAUGGAGAGAAGCCAUACACGAAUGAUGACCGGCUCGCUUUGGAAACAAGAGAGGCCAACAAAUUCCCCGCGUACAAACCAAAGGACAAAGAGGUGGCGUUCAGGCAACGAUUUCAGGUUCCGUUCCUCAAUAAAGCUACCGGCGAGUACAGUUCUGGUCGGGUGGCUCCAACAUUGGGGAUGCGACGAGGCGCGACAUUUGUGGUCAAGCCACUACAUGACCCCAGUGGAGAAUUUGCGAUUGUUUUAUACGACCCUACGGUAGACGACGUCGCUGAGGAACCUGCGCCCAAAAACCCGGAGGCACCGACGGAGGACACGCCAAAAUUGGAUGAGCCAAUUGUGCAUAAGAGUCUAGCAGACAUUCUGGGGCUCAAAAAGAAUGUGGAAGACAGGCCAAAGGUGCCUGUUGUGAUUGACCCGAGACUGUCCAAAGUGCUUCGACCACAUCAAGUCGAGGGUGUGAAGUUCCUUUAUCGAUGUGUUACUGGGCUCGUUGACAAGAAUGCAAAUGGAUGCAUCAUGGCAGAUGGCAUGGGACUUGGUAAAACGCUUCAAUGCAUCGCAUUGAUGUGGACGCUACUCAAGCAGUCCUCAGAAGCGGGAAAAACUACCAUUCAGAAAUGUGUGAUUGCAUGUCCGUCAAGUUUGGUUGGUAAUUGGGCCAACGAGUUGGUAAAAUGGCUUGGAAAAGACGCCACCACACCUUUUGCGAUCGACGGAAAGGCCACGAAAGCAGAGUUAAUAACCCAGAUCAAGCAGUGGGCCAUGGCAUCAGGGCGUGGAAUCGUCAGGCCCGUCCUUAUUGUGUCCUACGAGACACUCCGUAUGUAUGCGGAUACUUUGAAUGAUACCCCGAUCGGACUUCUUCUAUGCGACGAAGGUCAUCGACUGAAGAACAAGGAGAGUUUGACAUGGACUGCUUUGAACCAACUCAAUGUUACUCGCCGAGUGAUUCUUUCUGGAACACCUAUCCAGAAUGACCUGUCUGAGUACUUCGCUCUUCUUCACUUCGCUAACCCGAACCUUCUUGGCUCCCAAGCCGAGUUCCGGAAAAGGUUCGAAUUACCGAUUCUACGGGGUCGGGAUGCCGCAGGCACAGACGCAGAAAAGAAGCUGGGGGAUGAACGACUACAGGAACUCUCUGGUAUUGUGAAUAAGUUCAUUAUCCGCCGAACCAACGAGCUCCUCUCAAAAUACUUGCCCAUCAAGUACGAGCAUGUUGUGUUCUGCAACAUGUCAGAGUUCCAGCGUGGUCUGUAUAACCAUUUCAUCAAGAGUCCAGAGAUCCAAAGCCUUCUUCGCGGAAAAGGCAGUCAGCCGCUGAAAGCAAUCGCCCGAAUCCGACAAGACACCAACGACAAAAUCGUCCUCAUCAGUAAUUACACUCAGACCCUCGAUCUAUUCGAAAAGCUCUGCCGGUCACGGGGUUACGGCUCCUUGCGCCUUGACGGCACCAUGAACAUCAAAAAGCGCACAAAGCUAGUCGACACGUUCAAUAACCCAGAGGGUCAGGAAUUUGUAUUCCUCCUGAGUAGCAAAGCCGGCGGGUGUGGACUGAAUUUGAUCGGCGCCAACCGGCUGGUGCUAUUCGAUCCAGACUGGAACCCAGCCGCUGACCAGCAAGCGCUAGCACGAGUGUGGCGAGACGGACAGAAGAAAGAUUGUUUCGUCUACCGGUUCAUUGCAACAGGCUCAAUCGAAGAGAAGAUCUUCCAGCGCCAGUCCCACAAACAGUCCCUCUCAUCGUGCGUCGUGGACUCCGCAGAAGAUGUCGAGCGUCAUUUCUCCCUCGAUUCCCUGCGAGAACUCUUCCAGUUCAAACCGGAUACUCGGAGUGAUACUCAUGAUACCUUCAAGUGCAAACGGUGCCGGCCCGACGGCACGCAAUAUAUCAAGGCCCCGGCUAUGCUGUAUGGUGAUACUAGUUCGUGGAACCAUUUUGUCAAUACCGGCGAGAAGGGCCCGCUCAAUCAAAUCCAGGAUCUGCUUCUUCGUCAGGAGACUGGGGAACAGGAUGUUUCGGCUGUUUUCCAGUACAUCAGUCACUGA